Dendronephthya gigantea is the source of this 3410-nucleotide messenger RNA. RefSeq names its product adhesion G-protein coupled receptor G4-like. Gene Ontology annotation, biological process: G protein-coupled receptor signaling pathway; cell surface receptor signaling pathway. NCBI's taxonomy places the organism in Eukaryota, Metazoa, Cnidaria, Anthozoa, Malacalcyonacea, Nephtheidae. Gene Ontology annotation, cellular component: membrane. The record is from RefSeq and is a predicted model, not a curated record. Gene Ontology annotation, molecular function: G protein-coupled receptor activity. The coding region runs from base 286 to 3078 and encodes 930 amino acids. The transcript is spliced from 13 exons.
AUAUGCUUAAUUAAUUAUACCUAAGUUGUUUUUGAACAAGCAGCUGCUUUUAAGAUUUGUAAACUGCAAUUUACAUUGCAGGUAAAAUUGUAUCGGACCAUAUGCUUCAAGAAUUACAAAGAUUCAAUUGGUUGAGAAAAACUCUGUUAUUGCAAAACCCCCAAAGUAAACAAACGUGCGAGUUUAGGGAUUGUUUUGCAAAGGAGCGACCGAAUUGAACAGACGACCUAAAGCAAACAAGAUCGCAGUUAAGACCGGCAUUUUGAUCAAAAUAUUUCAUGGGAUAUGCCUUGGUCGUUAAGGAAAUUAUUUGGUCUCAUUGCACUCAUAUGGAGUCAAUCAAAUCACGGUCAAGCAGAUUUUGCUCCACUUUCAUCCCACUGUCUCUUGGUUGAUAUCGACGUUUAUUAUGAUGCCUCACGCAUUGGGUCCAUUGACUUAAACAAAACAACCACCGAUUUCAAAAGUUCCUAUUUUACCCAGUACAUCACGAACACCUGGCCCAAAAGUUUUGAAGGCAUUUGCGAUGAUAUAAAAGUUAUAUUUGACGAUGUAACCUUGAAAAAAAGGUCAUCAUCGGGAUACCUCGUCCUUGCUGCAACCUACUUGUACGAAUUUGAAAUUGGCGUGAAAGGGAUACCUAGUGAUAGAAAAUUAACCCGAUGUAUCAAUUCCACUCGUGAAAAACACAACAAACAUGUGGACAAGUUCAACUGGCUGACAAUUAUUCCAAAGUUGAAGGGAAAAGACGGACGAGAUGUUGAAGCGGAAAAAGCUCCGUAUGAUUCAAAAUUUAGGCAUUGUUGUAUGGAGAAGAGGAAUGGAACUUGUUGUCCUGAAGGAGCCAUGUUUGUGGGUAGAGGAGAAAGUAGUUUCUGCGAUUGCAAACAGGGUUAUUUCCAUCACCCAGCUACUCCGUUAGCCUGUCACCCUUGUCCAAUAGAUACAUAUCAAGCAAAACCAAAUAUGCAAAACUGUCCUCCAUGUCCUUCAGGGAAAAUGACUCUUGGUGAAGGUUCUACAUCCUGCGUGCCAAUCAUAGAAUGCAAAAGAGAAGUGAUUUGGACAGUAAAAGGAACAUUUACUUGGAAAGCGACAAGGGUGAACAAACUAGCAAGCCAUAAAUGUCCAUAUGGUCCAGGCAACGUCACUCUCUCGCGAAAUUGCAGUUGGAUAUCCAACACUGCGGCGUCUUGGACUGUGUUUGACUCUUCUGGAUGUAAUCCAUCUAAACAUACAGAAACAUUGUUAGAACUUUCCAAGACGCCAAUUGAUGAAACAAACGUAAACAACAUCACCGAGGUCUUGGUGGGGGAAACUGAAGCUCCUGAUGAACUAGAUUCAUAUGAUGUUGCUCUAGUAACAACCACUAUUUCUGACAUUGUGGAUUAUAAUAGUUCCUUGGCAGAGGUUGCGGAAAAUGUAUUACAAGUCAUUGACAAUAUUUUGUCGGUUAGUGAAGAAAUUUUAGCUGAAAGUGAAUUGUAUAACCAAACCACUUCGAGAUUGCUUAACGUUACAGAGACGUUUGCUGAAAAUGUUCCACUGGAGAAAGGAAUUCGUCUUCUGGUUGGCGAAAACAUUAAAAUUAAAGCGGAAUCAAUCGCUCAAGAAUUCGUCGGGGACGAUCUCACAUAUGUUGCGAACGUUACGACACGAAAUUCUUCAUUAACCACUCAAACGGAAAUAAAAAUCUCGAAAAACGCCAUUCAACAAGCAAAGCAACAAGGAUCUGAUCGCGUGAUAACAAUCGUUUAUCAGAACAACAAACUGUUUCCUGUGUCGGUUGACAAAAGUUUGAAGAAUGGCAUCAAAAGAAAACGAAAUGUCGGAAAUAUCAUUCUGUCUGGAAAAUUUAAAGAAGCUAGUAUCGAGAUGGUCAAUGGCGCUAUAGAACUAAUAUUUCCAAAUAAAAUGAAAAGUGAUGACAGAAUGUAUUUUCCACGUUGUGUUUAUUGGGAUUUUACAGCCAACGAUGGAUUUGGUAAUUGGUCGUCAGAAGGCUGCUUUUACGAAGGAACCAAGUCCGGUCACGUGACAUGCCGAUGUAAUCACAUGACACACUUUGCCAUUCUGUUGACUGCUGACCCAGAUAGAGACGUGUCAGACUCAGAUCACAGUCACGCAUUGUCAGUUAUUAGUUAUAUUGGUUGUGGAAUAUCGCUGCUUGCCGCCAUUUUGACUCUCAUCACCUACGUUUACUUUCGAGAUCUCAAACGCAGCAACGCGCAAACUAUUUUGUGCCAUCUUUGCGUCGCGUUGAUUGGUCUUUUGGUGACAUACUUUAUUGUCGCGACUCGGGAUCCGAAGACGACCGGCUGUCUGGUUUCCGGUCUUCUGGUCCACUUUUUUCUGCUCGCGACAUUUUCAUGGAUGGCUGUUGAAGGAAUUAACAUGUAUCUCGCAUUCGUGAAAGUAAUGUCUGCGCAUGUGCCCAGAUUUGUACCAAAAGCUGUUCUCAUUGCAUGGGGUUUUCCAGGAGUUGUCGUUGUCGUAACUGGUGCUUUAGCUUUUGACUACUAUUCAACUGACGAAAGCUGUUUCCUCCACGGAAUUGCUUUCUACAUCAGUGUAUUUGCGCCAGCUGCUUUUGUUCUUUUCAUGAACUUCAUAAUGUUUGUUCUGACUAUGUAUUCUUUGUCUCAAAUGGGAAAAGAAGUUUCUCAAGAAAAUAAGAUGACUGGUUAUCACCGGGUCAAAGUUGCCUUGGCAAUCACAGUUCUGCUCGGUCUAACCUGGUUUUUUGGCACGCUUGCAAUCGGCAGUGCUCGUCUGGUUUUUCAAUAUCUAUUUUGUAUUUUCAAUUCUCUGCAAGGGUUUGCCAUCUUCUGGUUUCAUUGCGUGCGUCAGCCCGAAGUUCGGCAAUGUUGGGCCGACUUUUUACGAGGUCGACGCGGUAGACAACGACGUUAUACCGCUAGCACAACUGCGCCCGCAUUAGCAACGAACGCCGUAAAGAAGUCGUCUUCAGCAACAGCUUCGCCGAGAUUGUCGCCGUUUAACUCGCGAGGAAAGUAUAACAUUGAACAAAAGAAGAUAAGUCUGGAUCGAAAUCACAACACAGCUAAUAGUCUUUGAAGAAAUCUCUGGAAAGACUUUUAUUUCGUCGUAUGGCAAUUGGUCAACCUAAUAUUAUUCAGUCGCACAUUGGUAUUACAUGGAAAUUUGUUCGUUGUGCUAAUUCAGUCUUAGCACUAUUGUUUUAAUGGACCUGAGCUCAAAUAGUGUCCAGAAUGCUUUUCCUUUACUUAAGGGUGUACCAACAAAAAAAUUAUCGAAAUCACCUACUUUUAACGUUAAUUUGAAUGUCGGACUUGUCCACGAAUUUUUGCCUGUGGGGAUUAGCGCAACUUAUAAAAUGUUAAAUACAAAAAUUUUAAUUUUGCUAGAGAAAGGGGGCAUGUCGAAGA